AUGGCGGUGGGAUCGCGGGGACGGCCUCGUCCCGCAAGCAACGGCCGGCUGUCAGGCGCCGUGCUCGUGCUUAUGAGCUGUCUCGCCACGCUCUACACCGGCGGAAGGCUAUGGCGAGACGUGCAGGUGCAGAAGAAGCUGCUGCAGGAGGCAAAGGGCAUGGGAGCUGGAGGCCAGUCGAAACAAGAUAAGAGCGCCAAGCCUCUCUCAGUUGAAGACAGCAUACUCACACUCAAGCUCAGGGAACUGGAGAAGCGCCACGCCAUGCUGCAGGUACAGAUGGCGGAGGCCAAGACACGUGGCUUCAUCUCAGCCGUCGGAUCUGCCAGCCCAGACACCUCUGCAGGCGGGGGAGUGGACGCAGCCGGGCAUGCAGGGGCGGUGGCAGGGGGGGAAGGGGCGGCAGGAGGGGGAGGCGUGGGGGGAGCGGGAGGCGCGGGGAGUGGGGCGGGGCGGAGGGAGCGGUUGCUGGUGGCGGUGCUGGUGAGCACAGCGUUUGGGAACAGGCUGAGGCGCGAGGCCAUUCGCAGCACGUGGAUGCCCACUGGAGCGGCUCUGAAGAAGCUGCAGGAUGAGAUGGGCGUCGUGCUGCGCUUUGCAGUGGGCCACAGUUUAAACCGCGGGGACUCGUUAGACCGAGCGAUGCUGGAGGAGAGGGACAAGUACAACGAUAUUGUGGUCAUGGAUGAGUACGAGGAGGUGGAGAAGAGUGGCGGGCGCAAGGUGAAGCACCUGUUUGAGUACGCUGUGCGGCACUGGGACGCGGACUUUUACUUCAAAGUCAACGAUGACGUGUAUCUCAGCACCAUGCAGCUGGUGUCGUUCCUACAGCGUCUCAAGGACCGGUCAGGGCUCUACAUGGGAUGCUUCAAGUCCGGUGUUGUGGUCACAGAGCCCAAUCAGCAGUGGUUUGAGCCAGAGUGGGCACGAUUCGGCGAUGGAAAACAGUACUUCCAGCAUGCAGCUGCGCCGGUCUAUGGGCUCUCACGGGACCUCGCCCUUUUCCUUGCCUUUAAUGGCGCGCUGCUGCAUGAGUAUGCGAACGAGGACGUAUCGGUGGGGUCCUGGAUGAUGGGGCUCACCGCCACACACCACAACGACCACCGCCUCUGCUGUGCCAGCCCUCCCGAAGAGGACUGUGGGCGGAAGAGGGAGGAGAACAAGGGAUGUGUGGCAGUGUCUGAUUGGCGCUGUGGUGGGCUAUUUACCACCGACACGUUCGACGAUCUUUCGCCGACCAUCGGUGUGGACUUCAAACUUAAAUCAGUGACCGUCAACGGCAAGCGGAUCAAGCUAACAAUAUGGGACACAGCCGGUCAGGAGCGAUUCCGUACGCUCACAAGCUCGUAUUACCGUGGAGCCCAGGGAAUUAUCCUGGUGUACGACGUGACGCGGCGAGACACGUUCACGAAUCUGUCGGACGUGUGGCUCAAGGAGAUCGACAUGUACUCCACCGUCUCGGACUGCGUCCUCAUGCUGGUCGGCAACAAGGUCGAUAAGGAGUCGGAGCGGCAAGUGGCGAAGGAGGAGGGCAUAGCGUUUGCACGGCAGUACGGCUCGCUCUUCCUCGAGUGCUCUGCCAAGACACGUCUCAACGUGCAACAGUGCUUCUCCGAACUAGUACAGAAGAUCAUAGAGACGCCCUCGCUGGUGGCGCACAACACGCACACCACCAAAGUGCUGCGCAACUUGCAAGCAGAGUCCAACCCCGUCUCCGACCCCAGUGGCAGCUGCGGGUGCUGA
Messenger RNA from Closterium sp. Naga37s-1, 1743 nucleotides. The record is from the annotation of a GenBank genome assembly. NCBI's taxonomy places the organism in Eukaryota, Viridiplantae, Streptophyta, Zygnematophyceae, Desmidiales, Closteriaceae.